CCCUCCCCAUUCUCCCGCAUACUAUCACCCCGCCCCAUUCUCUCGCUUUUCAUCACCUCACCCCAUUCUCCCGCUUUCCAUCACCCCGCCCCCUUCUCCCUCCUUCCAUCACCCCGCCCCAUUCUCCCUCCUUCCAUCACCCCGCCCAUUCUCCCACUUUCUAUCAGCCCGCCCCAUUAUCCCGCUUUCCAUCACCCCGGCCCUUUCUCCCGCUUUGCAUCUCCCCGCCCCAUUCUCCCGCUUUCCAUCACCCCGCCCCAUUCUCCCGCUUUCCAUCACCCCGCCCCAUUCUCCCACUUUCCAUCACCCCGCCCCAUUCUCCCUCCUUCCAUCACCCCGCCUCAUUCUACCUCCUUCCAUCACCCUGCCCCAUGCUCCCACUUUCCAUCAUCCUGCCCCAUUCUCCCGCUUUUCAUCACCCCGCCCCGUUCUCCCGCUUUCCAUCACCCCGCCCCAUUCUCCCGCUUUCCAUCACCCCGCCCCAUUCUCCCUCCUUCCAUCACCCCGCCCCAUUCUCCCGCUUUCCAUCACCCCGCCCCAUGCUCCCGCUUUCCAUCACCCCGCCCCAUUCUCCCAUCACCCCGCCCCAUUCUCUCGCUUUCCAUCACCACGCCCCAUUCUCCCGCUUUCCAUCACCCCGCCCCAUUCUCCCGCUUUCCAUCACUCCGCCCCAUUCUCCCGCUUUCCAUCACCCCGCCCCAUUCUCCCGCUUUCCAUCACCCCGCCACAUUCUUCUCCUUCCAUCACCCCGCCUCAUUCUACCUCCUUCCAUCACCCCGCCCCAUUCUCCCGCUUUCCAUCACCCCGCCCCAUUCUCCCGCUUUCCAUCACCCCGCCCCAUUCUCCCGCUUUCCAUCACCACGCCCCAUUCUCCCGCUUUCCAUCACCCCGCCCCAUUCUCCCUCCUUCCAUCACCCUGCCCCAUUCUCCCGCUUUCCGUCACCCCGCCCCAUUCUCCCGCUUUCCAUCACCUCGCCCCAUUCUCCCGCUUUCCAUCACCUUGCCUCAUUCUUCUGCUUUCCAUCAACCCGCCCCAUUCUCCCGCUUUCAAUCACCCCGCCCCAUUCACCCGCAUUCCAUAACCCGCCCCAUUCUCCUGCUUUCCAUCACCCCGCCCCGUUCUCCUGCUUUCCAUCACCCCGCCCCAUCCUCCCGCUUUUCAUCACCCCGCCCCAUUCUCCCGCUUUCCAACACCCCGCCCCAUUCUCCCGCUUUCCAUCACCUCGCCCCAUUCUCCCGCUUUCCAUCACCCCGCCCCAUUCUCCUGCUUUCCAUCACUCCGCCCCAUUCUCCCUCUUUCCAUCAUCCCGCCCCAUUCUCCCGCUUUCCAUCAACCCGCCCCAUUCUCCCUCCUUCCAUCACCCCGCCUGAGUCUCCCUCCUUCCAUCACCCCGCCCCAUUCUCCCGCUUUCCAUCACCCCGCCCCAUUCUCCUGCUUUCCAUCACCCAGCCCCAUUCUCGCGCUUUCCAUCACCCCGCCCCAUUUUCCCGCUUUCCAUCACCCCGCCCCAUUCUCCCGCUUUCCAUCACCCUGCCCCAAUCUCCUGCUUUCCAUCACCCUGCCCCAUUCUCCCUCCUUCCAUCACCCCGCCCCAUUCUCCCUCCUUCCAUCACCCCGCCCCAUUCUCCCACUUUCCAUCGACCCGCCCCAUUCUCCCGCUUUCCAUCACCCCGCCCCAUUCUCCCACUUUCCAUCACCCCGCCCCAUUCUCCCGCUUUCCAUCACCCUGCCCCAUUCUCCCGCUUUCCAUCAGCCCACCCCAUUCUCCCGCUUUCCAUCACCCCGCCCCAUUCUCCCGCUUUCCAUCACCCUGCCCCAUUCUCCCUCCUUCCAUCACCCCGCCUCAUUCUACCUCCUUCCAUCACCCCGCCCCAUUCUCCUGCUUUCCAUCACCUCGCCCAAUUCUCCCGCUUUCCAUCACCCCGCCCCAUUCUUCUGCUUUCUAUCACCCCGCCCCAUUCUCCUGCUUUCCAUCACCCCGCCCCAUUCACCCGCUUUCCAUCACCCGCCCCAUUCUCCCGCUUUCCAUCACCUCGCCCCAUUCUCCUGCUUUCCAUCACCCCGCCCCAUUCUCCCGCUUUUCAUCACCCCGCCCCAUUCUCCCGCUUUCCAUCACCCCGCCCCAUUCUCCCGCUUUCCAUCACUCCGCCCCAUUCUCCCCCUUUCCAUCACCCCGCCCCAUUCUCCCGCUUUCCAUCACCCCGCCCCAUUCUCCCUCCUUCCAUCACCCCGCCUCAUUCUCCCGCUUCCCAUCAUCCCGCCCCAUUCCCCCGCUUUCCAUCACCUCUCCCUCCUUCCAUCACCCCGCCCCAUUCUCCCGAAUUCCAUCACCCCACCCCAUUCUCCCGCUUUCUAUCACCCCACCCCAUUCUCUCGCUUUCCAUCACCCCGCCCCAUUCUCCUGCUUUCCAUCACCCCGCCCCAUUGUCCCGCUUUCCAUCACCCCGCCCCAUUCUCCCACUUUCCAUCACCCCAGCCUAUUCUCCCGCUUUCCAUCUCCCCGCCCCAUACUCCCGCUUUCCAUCACCCUGCCCCAUUCUCCCGCUUUCCAUCACCCCGCCCCAUUCUCCCGCUUUCGAUCGCCCUGCCCCAUUCUCCCUCCUUCCAUCACCCCGCCCCAUUCUCCCGCUUUCCAUCACCCCGCCCCAUUCUCCCGCUUUCCAUCACCCUGCCCCAUUCACCCGCUUUCCAUCACCCCGCCCCAUUCUUUCCAUCACCCCUCCCCAUUCUCCCUCCUUCUAUCACCCCGCCCCAUUCUCCCGCUUUCCAUCACCCGCCCCAUUCUCCCGCUUUCCAUCACCUCGCCCCAUCUCCCGCUUUCCAUCACCCCGCCCUAUUCUUCUGCUUUCCAUCACCCCGCCCCAUUCUCCUGCUUUCCAUCACCCCGCCCCAUUCACCUGCUUUCCAUCACCCGCCCCAUUCUCCUGCUUUCCAUCACCCCACUCCAUUCUGUUAUAG
Messenger RNA from Closterium sp. NIES-65, 2959 nucleotides. Lineage: Eukaryota; Viridiplantae; Streptophyta; Zygnematophyceae; Desmidiales; Closteriaceae. The record is from the annotation of a GenBank genome assembly.